GGUUUGUAAUUUUUUAUUUUGGAUAAAUAUCAAAAUGAUUGUUUUGGGAUUAUAAGCUUCGUUACUUAUUAUUCACGUGGUACCAGUUAACAACUUCCAUUGGAAUCAUACAAUGAGUCCAAGUUCAGCCGGUGUGAAAACAACACCCGGUAACAAUGUAGGCGUUGAACGAUAUAUUGGAAGUUACUUAAUACAAACCACUACAGCACGUCCAAAACACCAGAUCCAAAGAUUGAACAAAAAUUACAAUUAUCAAAGGCAUAAUAGUAAUCCGCAGGAUGUGAAGCAUAAAGAUACAAAUAAUCGAUAUGUAACUCCACCGGGGUCAGCUAAUGACAAUUGGGUCGAUGGUACAACAUUAUAUUCAUAUCCAUGUCGUGGAAAUAUAAGAAAAUGCCAUCAACAACAACAACCGACACCAUCAUCCCCACCUGCACGUAAUGAAAAAUUUCAUCCACAAACACAAUUAUCACGUUUAGCAAUACAUACGCAAGGUAUUCCGCUAAUACUUACUGGUCGUAAUAAUAAUUCAUCCCGUAAAACAAACCAUAAUUAUCCACAAAAAUGUAAUAAUAACUACAUUGACAUGGGUGGUGUCCGUUAUAAUAUGCCCCCUCCAUCAAUAGAUCCAACAAAAGUGAAAAGUGAUAAUAAUUCAGUGAGUGUGGCAACUGACACAUUAAGUGUGGCAAGUGAUGAAAGUUCAAGUUCAAAUAAUUCGGAAAACUGUUUACCACGUAUUAUAAAACCACGUAAACGGCGAAAAAAAGAUCGUAAACCACCGCAAACCACGCAAAUAUUAAAAGUGAACACAAGUGAUACUCAACAAACAGUUACGCCACCGGUGACCCCAAGUGAUAUAUCAUCAGAUAUACCAAAUUUAAAUCACGAUUUUGAUGAUAUCCAAGAAUUAACGAAUCAACAGAAUCAUUGUUCGCCCACAUCAUGUCAAUGUAAGUUAUGUGAUCCUUGCGGACAAAUUUGGAAUGUCGAUUCAUCGUUUUUAACGGGUCUGCAAUUCACAAACUCCGAUUAUAAUGCGCCGUCAACAGUUGAUAAAAUGGUAUCAACAUUACGGCGAAGUUGGAGCGAUCCUAUGCCGGAUCAUCAUCUUCGGGUUAAAUCUAAUGGUGAUGUUGGUGUCAUUGGGUCAGGUCGAUAUUCAUCUUCAUCGAAUUCAUUAAAUAAUGUUACGCAAAUUAAAAAUUCACAAAAAUUAAAUAUAUCCACGGAAAUUGUCACAUCACCAAACGGUCAUCGAGAUUUAGAAAUUAAAUUCCUUUCAUUUUCAUGUUCACCAGCACAAAAUACAUCAAAACAUUCAUCUGAUGACAAUAUUGUCGAUCGAUUACAACGGUUGUCUGAGGAAAAGGAUUAUGACCUGUCAUACGAUACCACACAAAUUAGUCGGUUACUUUUAACUGUAGAAGAGUAAUUUUGACUUUUCGCAUCUUAAUUCAACUUGGAUAUUGUUACUCUGAAAUUAUACGGGCUCUAUAAUAAGUCACAACGAAUCUCUGUUAAAUAUAUUUGUUAAGUCAAAAAUCUUUCGAAGUUUUUUGAUUCAAUGCACCAUUCCCAUGAUUCAAUAGCGUUCCCAAAA
Molecule: messenger RNA, 1603 nt
Organism: Chrysoperla carnea
Lineage: Eukaryota; Metazoa; Arthropoda; Insecta; Neuroptera; Chrysopidae
Exons: 2
Coding region: 113-1435 (440 amino acids)
Source: RefSeq, a predicted model, not a curated record